AUGGCCGCCCUUCGCGCAGCUAGCCGUGCUUUGCCUUUGCGCAGCGCUACGGCGCCUCGCGCCCUCGCCCGUGGCUACGCUACGGUCUCCGAGGAGGUGCCUGACAUUGACCCCAAGCUCUUCUCCAAGAAGGUCGACAUGUCCCCGAUGGAAAAGGGCAAGGAGUUCUGGACCAACUACAAGCGCAUCGAUGACAACUUGAAGGUCGUCCGCUCUCGGUGAGUUUGAAAUUCAUCGAUGUGAAAGUUCUUCGAGUCGAGAAGAAGGAGGUCAAGCGGCCUACAGCAGCUCUCAAAUUUGCGCCUUUCGCUGGCUUGGAAAGCGCAUAAUUGGUCCGAUGGCAAGGCUAACAUUUGUGAACACCUUAUCUUUGUAGCCUAAACCGCCCCCUCACUUUGUCUGAAAAGAUUGUCUAUGGCCACUUGGAUGACCCUCACGGCCAGGACAUCAACCGAGGCGUGUCUUACCUGAAGCUCCGUCCGGACGUGAGUCUGCCUUUCGGAGCCUGGAAUUUCAUUUGAUGUUCAAUAUGCUGAAAUUUUCUGUUUCAUUUACUACCCCUGCAGCGAGUCGCAUGCCAGGAUGCCACCGCUCAAAUGGCCCUGUUGCAGUUCAUGUCCGCUGGUCUUCCCACAGUUGCUGUCCCCACCACUGUCCACUGUGACCACUUGAUCGAGGCGCAAGUCGGAGGUGUCAAGGAUCUGGCCCGCGCAAAGGACAUCAACAAGGAGGUGUACGACUUCUUGGCGACCUGCACUGCCAAGUACGGCAUUGGUUUCUGGCGCCCGGGCAGUGGUAUCAUUCACCAAAUCAUUCUCGAGAACUACGCAUUCCCUGGUGGUCUCAUGAUCGGAACUGACUCCCACACACCCAACGCUGGUGGUCUCGGUAUGAUUGCUUGCGGUGUCGGUGGUGCGGACGCCGUCGAUGUGAUGGCCGACAUCCCUUGGGAGCUCAAGUGCCCCAAGGUUGUGGGUGUUGAGCUCAAGGGCAAGCUGAGCGGCUGGAGUGCACCCAAGGGUGAGUUGCGAGUGCAAGCGCAUCAGAUGGAAUCGCAUCGACCUCAUGUCCACUCUGCCGUUCUUCCGCCACAGACAUUAUCCUGAAGGUUGCCGGUGAAUUGACUGUCAAGGGUGGAACCGGUGCGAUCAUCGAGUACAAAGGCCCAGGUGUCGAGAGCCUGAGCGCCACUGGUAUGGGCACAAUCUGCAACAUGGGUGCCGAGAUUGGUGCUACUACCUCCGUCUUCCCCUUCAACGAGCGCAUGGCUGCCUACUUGAGGGCAACUCGUCGUCCAGAGCUCGCGGAGCUGGCCCAAGGCUUCCAAAAGAACCUCUUGCCGGACCAAGGCGCCGAGUACGAUCGUCACCUCGAAAUUGUCAGUGUGGACACCUCACUGACAGCGGUGGUUUGCCAAACAGCUGACGAUCUGCUUGCACUCCCUCUUGGUCGCAGAACCUUUCUGAUCUCGAGCCCCACAUCAACGGCCCCUUCACUCCUGAUCUUGCGACUCCCCUGUCCAAGUUCGCUGCAGCUGUCAAGGAGAACAACUGGCCCGAAGAACUCAAGGUUUCCCUGAUCGGCUCAUGCACCAACUCCUCUUACGAAGACAUGAGCAGGUCUGCCUCGAUCGCCGAGGAGGCAGCCGCUCACGGUCUCAAGGUCAAGUCCCAAUUCACGAUCACUCCUGGAUCUGAGCAGAUUCGUGCUACUAUUGAGCGUGACGGACAAAUGCAAACCCUCAGCGAUGCAGGAGGUGUUGUGCUUGCCAACGCAUGCGGUCCUUGCAUUGGUCAAUGGGACAGGCAAGACGUCAAGAAGGGCGAGAAGAACUCAAUCAUCACCAGCUACAACAGAAACUUUACCGGCCGUAACGACGCCAACCCCGCUACCCACGCAUUCGUCGCAUCCCCAGACCUUGUCACCGCCAUGGCUUUUGCAGGAUCCCUAACCUUCAACCCUUUGACCGACUCGCUCAAGGGCGCUGACGGCAAGGAGUUCAAAUUCUCUGACCCCACCGGUAAAGAGCUGCCACCUCGCGGCUACGACCCGGGAGAGGAGACCUUCCAGGCUCCUCCCGAGGACCGCGCUUCCGUUGAAGUGGCCAUCGACCCCAAGUCUGACCGUCUGCAAUUCUUGGACGCAUUCGCCCCUUGGGAUGGAAAGGACCCUGAGGGCCUGCCCGUCUUGAUCAAAGCCAAGGGAAAGUGCACAACCGACCACAUCUCGGCUGGUGGACCUUGGCUCAAGUACCGUGGCCACUUGCAGAACAUCUCCAACAACUGCUUGAUCGGUGCCAUCAAUGCCGCCAACGACAAGGCAAACGAGGUUCAAAACCUCAAGACUGGCGAGUGGGGCCCUGUUCCUGCCACCGCCGCGUACUACCGUGACACCUUGAAGAAGCCUUGGGUCGUCAUUGGUGACUCCAACUACGGAGAAGGCAGCUCCCGUGAGCACGCCGCGCUUGAGCCCCGUUACCUUGGAGGUUACGCUGUCAUCACAAGAUCUUUCGCCCGUAUCCACGAGACCAAUUGCAAGAAGCAAGGUCUCCUGCCCUUGACCUUCAAGAACGAGGCUGACUACGACAAGGUUCAGCCCGAGGACCACGUCGACUUGAAGGGCGUGAAGGAGCUCGCCGAGGGCUCCACCAUCACCCUUGUUGCUCAUCACAAGGACGGCAGCGUCGAUGAGAUCCCUCUCGUCCACUCCUUCAACCCUGGUCAAAUCGAAUGGUUCAAGGCAGGGUCCGCACUCAACUUGAUGGCUGCCAAGGCAAAGGCACGCGCUAGCGCGUAA
Molecule: messenger RNA, 2796 nt
Organism: Ceraceosorus bombacis
Lineage: Eukaryota; Fungi; Basidiomycota; Exobasidiomycetes; Ceraceosorales; Ceraceosoraceae
Source: the annotation of a GenBank genome assembly